AUGUCGUUCGGCCCUUAUGUACAGCAUUUUGUGGAUGAUCUGGAGUCAGUUGCUGAUCGGAUGCGUGUAUCUUUGCUGGCGCUAGGUCUCCGGAGUGCGAACUUGAAAUAUAUCAUCUUCAAGAUCUCAGAUGACAAGAAGGAGAUCGUCGUUGAGGAGUCGUCGAAGGAUACCGACUACGAAACUUUCCGCACCAAGCUGAUCGAGGCCAAGGAUAGCAAUGGGAAGCCCGCGCCACGAUAUGCGCUGUACGAUGGCGAGUUCGACCUUGGGAGUGAGGGUAUUCGAAAAAAAAUCAUCUUCAUCUCUUGGGUCCCCAGCGAAACGCCAACCUUCUCAUCCAUGAUCUACGCCACGACCCGAGAAACGCUCAAGAACGCCUUGAACCCUCAUGUCAGCAUCCACGCCGACGACACGGAUGAGCUCGAGUGGAAGACCCUGAAGGAAGCUAGCGUGAAGAAAUAG
Histoplasma mississippiense is the source of this 465-nucleotide messenger RNA. RefSeq lists its product as hypothetical. NCBI's taxonomy places the organism in Eukaryota, Fungi, Ascomycota, Eurotiomycetes, Onygenales, Ajellomycetaceae. Gene Ontology annotation, cellular component: actin cortical patch; actin cytoskeleton; cytoplasm. The coding region runs from base 1 to 465 and encodes 154 amino acids. Gene Ontology annotation, biological process: cell motility; actin filament severing; actin filament depolymerization. The record is from RefSeq and is a predicted model, not a curated record. The transcript is spliced from 6 exons. Gene Ontology annotation, molecular function: actin filament binding.